Messenger RNA from Malassezia vespertilionis, 1656 nucleotides. RefSeq names its product Fructose-bisphosphate aldolase 1 (gene FBA1). Gene Ontology annotation, biological process: glycolytic process; gluconeogenesis; intermembrane lipid transfer. Bases 1 to 1656 code for a protein of 551 amino acids. The record is from RefSeq and is a predicted model, not a curated record. The transcript has 7 exons. Gene Ontology annotation, cellular component: cytosol; cytoplasm. Gene Ontology annotation, molecular function: zinc ion binding; fructose-bisphosphate aldolase activity; lipid transfer activity. NCBI's taxonomy places the organism in Eukaryota, Fungi, Basidiomycota, Malasseziomycetes, Malasseziales, Malasseziaceae.
AUGUCGUCAUACUACUUUGACACCAUCAAAAUUUCGUAUACCAAUGUACCCGUGACUGCCGAUGGAAUCGCGACGUCCGAGUUUAUCGAUGCCACGGGCGGCGUUGUUGGUCUCUUUGAUCUGCUCGGCAGCAGCGCAUUCACGGUCGUGCAGAACGAUAUGAACGGAAACAUCAAAAAAGUGCGCGAGCGCUUGCUGGCUACUGGCCCUAACGUCUCUGGUACGCUGCAGCUCCUGGUCAAAAACGAAGGCGAGCCGGGUGACAAGAAGCGCGUCGCAACCCAAGGUCUUCUGUGGCUUUUGCGGGGCCUGGACUUUACUUCAAAAGCACUCCGCCGCUCGCUGGACAACCCAGACGAGGAGCUGAGUGUGAGUUUUACCAAGGCAUAUGAAAACAGUUUGCGCCAGUACCACAGUAUUAUGGUGCGCCCUCUCUUUUCUCUCGCGAUGAAGGCAUGCCCUUACCGCCGCGAUUUGUACGCCAAGCUCGGGCCGUCUGAGACCGAUGUCAAGGCGCAGCUUUCCUCAUGGCUCGAUGCGUUGGAGAAAAUUGUGCGUGAUAUGCAGCACUUUUAUGAUAUGGGACUUCUCGAUAUUAUUCCCGCCGGCGUUGUUUCUGGCAAGGAUGUCUACAAAGUGUUUGACUAUGCGCGUGAGCGCCACUUUGCCAUCCCUGCAUUUAAUGUUACCACCUCUUCGGUAGCAAACGCUGCACUCGAGGCCGCUCGUGAUGCAAAGUCGCCCGUCAUUUUGCAGCUUUCGCAGGGCGGUGCGCUUUACUUUGCAGGCAAGGGCCUUGCUAACGACAAGCAGCAGGGCUCUGUUGCCGGCGCUGUCGCUGCCGCGCACUACAUCCGCUCCGUCGCAAAGAGCUAUGGCGUUCCCGUCAUUCUCCACACUGACCACUGUGCUAAGAAGCUGCUUCCCUGGUUUGACGGCAUGCUUGAAGCCGAUGAGAAGCACUUUAAGGAGCACGGCGAGCCCCUGUUCAGCUCGCACAUGCUCGAUCUCUCCGAGGAGCCCAAGGAUGAGAACAUUGAGACUUGCCUCAAGUACCUCAAGCGCAUGGCUCCUAUAGGCAUUUGGCUUGAGAUGGAGAUUGGUAUCACGGGUGGUGAAGAGGACGGUGUGAACAAUGAGCAUGUUCAUAACUCUGCUCUGUAUACGCAGCCCGAGGACAUUUGGGACAUCUACAGGCAGUUUAGCGAGAUCACGCCUAACUUCAGCAUUGCUGCCGGUUUUGGCAACGUGCACGGUGUGUACAAGCCGGGCAACGUUUCGCUGCGCCCUGAGCUGCUGCGCGAGCACCAGGACCAUGUCAAGAAGAUCACUGGCUCGGACAAGGAGAACCCUGUUUUCCUCGUCUUCCACGGUGGCUCUGGCUCUGAGAAGCACGAGAUCUCUACUGCUGUCAACAACGGCGUUAUCAAGAUGAACGUCGACACUGACACGCAGUGGGCCUACCUCGAAGGUAUCCGCGACUUUAUCUUGAAGAACAAGGACUACCUUAUGACUCAGGUCGGCAACCCUGAAGGCAAGGACAAGCCCAACAAGAAGUUUUACGACCCCCGUGUCUGGGUCCGCGAAGGCGAAAAGACGAUGUCGAAGCGCUGCAUUGUGGCCUUCGAUGACCUUCGCUCGUCGAACCAACUCUAA